Messenger RNA from Mucor mucedo, 213 nucleotides. RefSeq lists its product as uncharacterized. Bases 1 to 213 code for a protein of 70 amino acids. The record is from RefSeq and is a predicted model, not a curated record. Lineage: Eukaryota; Fungi; Mucoromycota; Mucoromycetes; Mucorales; Mucoraceae. The transcript has a single exon.
AUGGCUUGCGUUCAAUGGGUUUAUGCUAAUGGCAGCUGCUGGGUUGCGCUUGACAGAACUGCACAAAGUGACAUUGAAGCUUUAUGGUCGGUCAAUUCUUCUCACUGGAUUCGUUGCCCUUCUGUUUCUAAAAGUGCUGUAUAUGUGGAUGUGGAGAAAAUGGUGAUGCUCUGUAAUGGUUACCAGUACACAAUCGCUCGCCGUAUAGCUUAA